Messenger RNA from Myotis brandtii (Brandt's bat), 905 nucleotides. RefSeq names its product myosin, light chain 3, alkali; ventricular, skeletal, slow (gene MYL3). Gene Ontology annotation, cellular component: myosin II complex. Lineage: Eukaryota; Metazoa; Chordata; Mammalia; Chiroptera; Vespertilionidae. The record is from RefSeq and is a predicted model, not a curated record. The transcript is spliced from 7 exons. Gene Ontology annotation, molecular function: calcium ion binding. Bases 116 to 718 code for a protein of 200 amino acids.
CAGGGGUGGGGCAGGGGGCAUGAGUGCCCAGACCAGAUAAAGGCCAAGGGCAGGAGGCACCCCUACCCGGCUCUGCUUCCUUCUCUCCUCGCCCCUCUGGGUGUUUACGGCCCCCAUGGCCCCCAAAAAACCAGAGCCCAAGAAGGAGGAGGCCAAGGCGGCCCCCAAGGCGGCGGCGGCUCCGGCUGCGGCUCCCGCUCCUGCUGCCCCUCAGCCAGAGCCCCCCAAGGAGAACGAGUUUGAUGCCUCCAAGGUCAAGAUCGAGUUCACUCCGGAGCAGAUUGAAGAGUUCAAGGAAGCCUUCAUGCUGUUUGACCGCACGCCCAAGUGUGAGAUGAAGAUCACCUACGGACAGUGCGGGGACGUCCUGCGGGCGCUGGGCCAGAACCCCACGCAGGCUGAGGUGCUCCGCGUCCUGGGGAAGCCCAAGCAGGAAGACCUGAACACCAAGAUGAUGGACUUCGACACGUUCCUGCCCAUGCUCCAGCACAUCGCCAAGAACAAGGACACGGGCACCUACGAGGACUUUGUCGAGGGGCUGCGGGUCUUCGACAAGGAGGGCAACGGCACGGUCAUGGGCGCAGAGCUCCGCCACGUGCUGGCCACGCUGGGCGAGAGGCUGACCGAGGACGAGGUGGAGAAGCUGAUGGCUGGGCAAGAAGACUCCAAUGGCUGCAUCAACUAUGAAGCGUUCGUGAAGCACAUCAUGGCCAGCUGAGCCUACCCCCAGGGAGCCCAGGGAGGCCCUGCUUGGACAGCACGUGAUGUUGGCAUCGGUGGCAGGUGGCCGGGAGCUGCGGGAAGGAGGGAGCCGUGGAGGCCCCGCACCAGCUCUGCAGCACCCCCUCCCCUGCAUGCACCUGGGACUGUCCCCACGCCCUGGGGCCGUGAAUAAAUGCCUUCUU